Messenger RNA from Exophiala oligosperma, 5159 nucleotides. RefSeq lists its product as uncharacterized. Lineage: Eukaryota; Fungi; Ascomycota; Eurotiomycetes; Chaetothyriales; Herpotrichiellaceae. Gene Ontology annotation, cellular component: nuclear RNA-directed RNA polymerase complex. Gene Ontology annotation, molecular function: RNA-directed RNA polymerase activity. The record is from RefSeq and is a predicted model, not a curated record. Bases 653 to 4831 code for a protein of 1392 amino acids. Gene Ontology annotation, biological process: siRNA processing. The transcript is spliced from 2 exons.
CGUUAUUCCUCAAUCCGAUGGUGGCCUUGAGUCUUGACUCAAAGACAUGCCAGCCGUCAAUUUGGCCCAAGACGGCAACUUCGACGAAGUCACUUGCCUGCUUCUCUUCUUCAAUGUGCCAUGCAUCCGUUUGCUCUGACAAUUAAUCCUCACCUUGGAAGACAGUCACUCUUUGUUUUAUCUUCUAUUAAACAAAUAAUCAGCAGCCCCUACUAAACAAAUAUUCAGCAGCGCAUCAUCAGGGUCCAAACAUUGAUCUGGGAACACAACAUAAGGCGUACACGUUGAGCCUGAAUUUAUCACACCGCAUUCUUCUCCUUUCAAUCUACAUCUCGCUAGAUACUUCCCCGACUUAUCUUCUUACCGCAAUCUCCUGUGAGAUGGUGACUUGAAUUUGAGAGAGAAAUGCGCUUGACGUCCCACGCGGCCUUCGAUUUCACUGCCUUUCCCUUCGCUCACUCAACAGUGGAAUUGAAACAUUAUCAACGUCAAUACGCUCAUUCUUUUGUCACGUCCUCUUGACUCUGGCCUGUCUUCACUCCCUCGAUGCAAAACCGGUGUCAUUUAAGUGCCGGUUCAUCCUACUUCCUCCGUUUUUUUGUGUCCUCACGGUAUGGCAGCAGGAAACUGAGCCUCGAGUUUGGUCCUCAAAAUGCGACCACAACAUCGAACAUACAGGAGAUCCGAGUUUGUCCAGCCCCCUACAAGAGAUGCUGGUGCUGAAGAAUGGAGACACGCACCCUCUGUCAGAUGUAGGCUGAGACGCUUGCCGAGAGGUACGACGACGCUUCAGAUCCACAAGAAUCUUCGGCGUUAUGGCAAUGUUGAAUUCAUCCGCAUCGAUGAAACACGACAAGGAGAAUCUUCCAGGUCUGCGUUGGUAACGUUCAAGCCUCCCCCUGAACGUGCACCGUGGAAAUCUGGCCUAGCUCGAAUCCCGUUUGUCGUUGACCCGCGAUGUAAAGAUUCAAGUCCUACUGUCGAGGUUUUUGGCCCUGUCGAAGGACCAUCCACGCAGACAAUUGACUCUCCAGUCCGACCAGGUGUUAAGUAUCCUACUGAAAUCACUCUUCAGGCUGAGAGCAUUGACUUCGGCUAUCUUGAGCAUCCAACGUCCAUGAUUGUCAAGGCCACAAGACAGAGCUCGGGCCCAGAUGCUGUAAGAAUUCAGCUAAAUCUUCAAAAGCUCGAAAUGCAGGUUCACUUUCCUGUCAAUUUGAGGUCGAAAGGCUCAUUUACUAUGCGAUCCUAUCGUUUCAUGGUAGCGUUGGACGACAAACUCUCUCUCUGUGAAGCCCCAUCAACAACUUCGACUUCUUUGAUCUUACACCUUGCACAACAACCCCUGUACUCGCGACAGUCAAGAGAAGCAAUUGCAAUGAGCCAUUCCGACGACUCUCUCAAAUGGCUUCAGGAUGACACGUGGUUCCGCCAGACGGACAUCGUCCACGAUAAAGAGACAUAUUCUGUCAUAGACAGCAGCCCUGUUUCGGCGAUGAAAUUGCACAACAGUAUCAACAUUGCGAGAUGGACAACAUUCCGUGUCAGUAUCAAAUCGACACCAGAGAGCUCAACGCGUCCACCACUGCUGCAGCAAUUCCUCAAGGCUCUGCAGGACUUCAAUGUUCCUGUUCGGCACAACCCUGACCUCAAAGUGUCUCAUGACCCUAACUACUUGGCGCCUAUCUGGGAUUUACUCAAUGCUAGAAAUACUUCUCUAUCUCUGGUCGAGGAGUUAGCGACAAUCUAUCUCCCAUUCGAGGUCCGUUAUCAACUCGAAGUCUGUUUGUCAAAUGGCUGGCUGAAUGAGUAUACUCUGCACGAAGAGUUCCUGCAACGCUUGGCAGCUCUGCCAUUGCAUCGAGCCAAACAAACGUUGAUUCACGUCGAUACUUAUCAACAACGAGUGUACAACCCAAUGGACAUCUUCACCGACCUUAGAUACUCAAAGCCUGUCAGAGCACGGCCACUUCCGCCUAAUUGUGUUGAGCUACAUCAUGCAACGGUGACGGCAACGGGGAUCCUUUUUCAUACACCUUCUGUGGAAGUCACAAAUCGUAUCGUUCGAAAGUACCUACGACAGAGUGACAGAUUUCUUCGAAUUCGCUUCGAAGAUGACGUCUAUCGUGGCCAAUCACGUUUGUACCCCAUGACGACCGGGAAAAUGAAGUUGAUAUUUGAAAAGGUUCGACGAACACUCAAACAUGGCAUUGUUCUUGGGGACCGUCAUUAUCAAUUUCUAGCUUGGGGUAACUCUCAGCUAAGAGACCAUGGUGCCUAUUUCUUUGCAUCCAUCAAUGGUACCACGGCGGACACAAUUCGCUCAGACAUGGGAGUCUUCGAGCGUGAAAAGGUGGUUGCAAAGCGCGCUGCUCGCAUGGGUCAAUGUUUUUCCACCACCAGAGCGGUAUCUGUCAUGGGCAACGGGAAGUGGAAGAAACACCCCAUUCCAGACAUCUUUAAUGAAGGGUAUAACUUCUCUGAUGGAGUGGGCAAGAUCUCACUGUUAGCCGCACAACUGGUUCAUUUCAAUCUCAAGCUGAAAGGCCAUGUUCCGUCAGCCUUUCAGUUUCGUAUGGGUGGCUGCAAGGGAGUACUUGCCGUGGACCCGGAGCUACCUGGUGUGGACAUCAAGAUCCGACCAAGUCAAUACAAGUUCGAUAGUGCAUCAGAUGAACUUGAAAUCAUUCGGGUGUCCGAAUUCUGGCAACCGUACCUGAAUCGUCAACUUAUUCUGGUACUGUCUCACUUAGGUGUACCAGAUGCCGUCUUUCUGCACAAACAGGAGGAAUGCAUCCAAAUUUUGGACCGGGCGUUGACAGAUGAUGACAGCGCUCUACACGCGCUGCGCGACACUGUUGACCCGAAUCUAAUGACGCUUAGCAUCGCUUCUAUGGUUGAGGCUGGCUUCCGACAAAGCCAGGAUCCUUUUGUUACCUCACUGCUACGACUUUACAGAGCAUGGAGCCUCAAAUAUCUCAAAGAGAAGGCAAAAAUUCCCGUCAAACAAGGAGCGUUCGUGCUGGGCGUGGUAGAUGAGACUGGGAGUCUUCGAGGAUAUACAAAAAGUGAGGAACCGCGCUACUCACAUGACCGAAGCCAUUCUAAUCUACCCGAAAUAUUCAUCCAAUACACCGAUCAACAUACAGGGGAGCCCCGGAUCGUCGAAGGUGUGUGCAUCAUCGCCCGCAACCCUUCCUUACAUCGGGGAGAUAUUCGAGUCGUGAGAGCGGUGAACGAAAAGAAACUUCUUCAUAUGAGGGACGUCCUGGUUAUGCCAAGUACUGGUGACCGCGAUCUACCCAGCAUGUGCUCUGGUGGUGAUCUAGAUGGAGAUGACUUUGUGGUUAUUUGGGACCCAGAUCUUAUUCCAACCGAAUGGAAUGCGAAGCCCUUUCAUUACGAUGCUCCGAGCCCUCGCACGAAGGAUACGAUAUCCACAGACGACAUCAUCGACUUUUUCUGCGAUUACAUGCAGAAUGAUUACCUUGGUAGAAUCGCCCACGCUCAUCUUGCAGCUGCUGAUUACCUUGACGACGGUAUCCAAAGUGACCAGUGUUUGGAGCUUGUGAGACUUCAUUCCAUGGCGGUUGACUAUCCGAAAACUGGCGUACCGGCUGUAAUGCAGCGAGGCUUGGAACGCACCAAGUUUCCGCAUUUCAUGGAAAAGAAGAGAUCCGGAGAGUACAAGUCUCACAAAAUUCUAGGCCAGUUAUAUGAUGCCGUCGAAAGAGUCAAGUUUGAACCAAAUUUGGCGGGUGCAUUCGAUCAGCGCAUCCUCUGUCACAAAACACCCCCUCAAGAAAUCAUGGAUCUCGUGCGGCGACUCAAGAGAGAGUAUGAUGACAGCAUGCGUCGCAUUAUGGCACAACAUCAGAUUGGUACGGAAUUCGAAGUCUGGUCGACCUUCGUUAUGCACCAUAGCAAAUCUGCCGGAGAUUUCAAGUUUCAUGAGGAGAUUGGAGAGCACUCCAAGAACUUGAAGCAACAGUACUAUGACGCCUUUGUUGCUGAGGCAAAAGGUCCUGAGUUCGAGAAACUGGUGCCCUUUGCGUUAGCAGCGUACCGCAUUGCAAGAGACCAGCUACAGGACUACCUCGGAAGCAGAGAAAGUUUCGAAGAAGAAGACUUUGUCGCAACCCCGGCUGAAGUACCCUUCAUCAGCUUCCCAUGGGUACUACAGGACGUCUUGGGCAAGAUUGCUAGGAGCACUGUUCUUGAUAUGUUUGCAACUGAAGUUGCCCGAGACGAACCCCUGAACGAACACACGCAGCAGCUGAAGGCUGUCAUGGACAAUUUCAACACUGGUUGGCAUGAUAUUGGAGAAUAUCUUCCAGAUCCUUUCGUGCCCCUGAUUCCGACCAAGAUUGAAUCGCAAGAGCCAAAUCAGGCAGGAAGCGAACAAUCAGGAGCAACAUUAGCCCUGACAUCCGACGAAGAGAUGAUCAGCUUGUCGGGCAUUCCAACUUCGGCUUCGAACACGUUCAGAAACCUUGAGCGAUUCGCAUUGUACACUUCAGACCCAAAACUACAAGAAAAGUCAAUCUCUGAACAAAGCUCAGUAGACUUAUCAAUGCCGACUUCUACAACUUCGACCAUGGAGAGUGCUGAGGUGAGCGAAGAUGACGUCGAUCCAACCACUUCAGAACUUUCCCUGGACAUCUUGAGUAAAAAUGCUGGAACGAUGGCCCCGGAUCGUUGCUCUGCGCAGCCGGAACCCGCGGGUCCUGCAACUGAGCAACAAGUCUUUAAAGACCCGACUUUGAUGUCCAAGGAUGAGCUGAUUGCUUUCGGAAUGGCCGAUGACGAAGAAGAAGAUUUCACCUUCUAAACAGAGUGCAGGAGACGUCGGCGACGACCACUCAGAACAAUCCUCCAAUUUUUACGACCGUGGCAGGUUCCGUUGUGGUCUACAAGGGCCGGGUUGUGUGCUACCAUUGCGACGAGAGGCUAACCCCCCCGCAGAGCUAUUCACUCAGGAUUGAUUUGGAUAGCUCUUGAUGUGCUACGAUAUGAUUACUCUAGCGAGACGAAUGAAAUGGCAGGACACCAUGGCAUGAGCGCUGGAGUUCAGGACUUGAGACUGACCCUCUUCUUCAGUCAACGAAGGAUUCUAGCAGUUGACAACAAGAAAGGUCUAUAUUAGAAAGAAAUAAAAG